Messenger RNA from Pelobates cultripes (western spadefoot toad), 360 nucleotides. NCBI's taxonomy places the organism in Eukaryota, Metazoa, Chordata, Amphibia, Anura, Pelobatidae. The record is from the annotation of a GenBank genome assembly.
AUGGCGGGACAGCCAGAGACCACCAUGUCACAGCAGAUCAGAAGCCUCGAGGCUAUACUGAUGGUUGAAAAGCAAAAGGGCUCAUUAACACAGCUAAAUCACCACUUACUGACCUACAAACAUGUUGGAUUUCAGGCUCCUGCGGCAAAGUACAGUCGAGACCUGCUACCCAGUCCCUCACCAAGCAACACUGAUAACCCUGCCGACCUGCAUGACACUCCUGCGUUCCAGCUGCCUCCCAGGGAGGAUCGGGCAGAAGCAAGACAUCACACACUGGGAGUGCACUCACCUCUCUCAGCACACAUCAUGCUGGACUCACUCCUGACAUGCCACAGGUUUUGCAGAUCGGGGGUUGGAUAA